This is a messenger RNA of Paralichthys olivaceus (Japanese flounder), 3517 nucleotides long. It is a transcript of the gene ralbp1, whose product is annotated as ralA binding protein 1. NCBI's taxonomy places the organism in Eukaryota, Metazoa, Chordata, Actinopteri, Pleuronectiformes, Paralichthyidae. Gene Ontology annotation, cellular component: membrane. The record is from RefSeq and is a predicted model, not a curated record. Gene Ontology annotation, biological process: positive regulation of GTPase activity; endocytosis; small GTPase-mediated signal transduction. Gene Ontology annotation, molecular function: small GTPase binding; GTPase activator activity.
GGACUUCAUCUCCCGGCGUGCAUCGGUGCGGCCGCGCAGGCGCAGACGGGUUUAUUUAGCAUCCAGACAUCCGGAAGCUGCGCUGGGGGAAACUGGCCGAACGGGACAGAAGCUGGUGUGAUGGAGAGGUGAUGUGCACAUAGCCAGAAGAGUGAUCAGGCCACCGUAGCCAUGACUGAGUGCUUCCUGCCCCCCACCAGCAGCCCCGCUGAGCAGCGCAGGGCUGAGCACCCAGGGGGCGUGGCACGCACCCCCAGUUCCGAAGAGAUCAGUCCCACCAAGUUCCCGGGGUUGUAUCGCACCGGUGAACCAUCGCCACCUCACGAUGGCCAUCAUCAUCAUCAUCACGAGGCACCUGACGCCUACGUCUCAGAUGAUGACAAAGAGCACGGCAAGAAGAAGAACAAGUUCAAGAAGAAAGAGAAAAGGACGGAAGGAUACGCCGCCUUCCAGGAGGACAGUUCAGCAGAUGAAGCAGAGAGCCCGUCCAAGAUGAAGCGCUCCAAAGGAAUCCACGUAUUCAAGAAGCCGAGCUUCUCCAAGAAAAAGGAAAAGGACUUCAAGGUGAAGGAGAAGGAGAAGGAAAAGGAGAAGGAGAAGGGCCCCAAGGAGGACAAGGCCAAGGAUAAGAAAUCCAAGGACCUGACGGCUGCAGAUGUGGUGAAGCAGUGGAAAGAAAAGAAGAAGAAGAAGAAACCAACAACGGAGGCAGAGCCAGUCCCAGUGGAGAUCCCCACCUUCAGGCCAAUCUUUGGAGCUCCCCUGACAGAAGCUGUCAAGAGGACAGCUCUGUAUGAUGGCAUUCAGCUGCCAGCCAUCUUCAGAGAGUGUGUGGACUACAUCGAAAAUUAUGGCAUGAAGUGUGAGGGCAUCUACCGGGUCUCAGGUAUGAAGUCGAAGGUGGAUGAAUUAAAAGCAGCAUACGACCGCGAGGAGUGCCCCUGUCUGGAGGAGUAUGACCCCCACACGGUUGCCAGUCUCCUGAAGCAGUACCUCCGUGAGCUGCCUGAUAAUCUAUUGGGCAGAGAUCUGGCCCAGCGCUUCGAGGACGCCUGCGGUCGGCAGGUGGAGGCCGAGAAGAUGACAGAGUUCCAUAGGCUGCUAUCCGAGGUGUCACCGGAGAGCCGACUUCUUCUCUCCUGGCUCAUUACUCACAUGGACCACGUCAUCGUCAGGGAGGCUGACACCAAGAUGAACAUUCAGAACAUCUCCAUCGUCCUCAACCCGACCAUACAGAUUGGGAACCGUGUUCUUUACAUGUUCUUCACACACGUGACGGAGCUGUUUGGAGACAUAGUGCUGAAGCAGGUGGUGCGACCGCUCCGCUGGUCCAACAUGGCAACGAUGCCGGCGCUGCCCGAGACCCAGGAGAACAUCAAGGAGGAGAUCAGACGACAGGAGUUCCUGUUGAACUGCCUGCACAGGGACCUGCAGGCGGGGGUGAAGGACUUGUCCAAAGAAGAGCGACUCUGGGAAGUUCAGCGAAUCCUGACGGCUCUUAAACGCAAACUGAGGGAGGCCAAACGCCAGGAUUGUGAGAGUAAAAUAGCUCAGGAGAUAGCGAGUCUGUCAAAGGAAGAUGUUUCAAAAGAGGAAAUGACUGAGAAUGAGGAGGAAGUUAUUAACCUCCUCUUAGCACAGGAAAAUGAGAUCCUGACAGAGCAGGAGGAGCUAAUCUCUCUUGAGCAGGUGCUUCGUAGACAGAUCGCUACAGAGAAAGAAGAAAUCGAGAGACUGCGAGCAGAGAUUGCAGAUAUACAGAGUCGGCAGCAGGGUCGCAGUGAAACAGAGGAAUAUUCGUCGGACAGUGAAAGUGAAAGUGAAGACGAGGAAGAGCUGCAGAUGAUUUUGGAAGAUCUGCAGAAGCAAAAUGAGGAACUAGAGAACAAGAACACUCACCUGAACCAGGCCAUCCAUGAGGAGCAGGAAGCCAUUUUGGAGCUCCGCGUCCAGCUUCGCCUCCUGCAGAGCCAGAAACUGCAGCAGGAACUGACUGUUCAGCCGCCGGCCGAGCAGGUGCCACCCCCUCAGCCGAGCCCGGAGGCUCGCAGUGAGGAGCAGGCCAAACGCCCUGUCAUCACAGCGACUGCUGGCACCGACACGACUGCCUCAGCCAAUGGAAAGGCAGCUAAGGAUCCAUCGAAGCCCUCGCCAGGCAAAGACAGGAGAGACACCAACAUGUGACGUGUCUGCGACGUCUCUGCCGCUGGUCACUUGUCCUUUAGCAUCACUCGUCAUCCACUGGAGAUUUCACAUUGCUGGAUCAGUGCGUUCAUGAUUGAUUGUGUCCACAGAGGGACAGCCAUGUAAAAAUAUUUUAUAUGUCCAUCGUCUUUGGUUCCCCGACUCUCAGCACAAAUCCUUCUCAUUUUCCCACAAAGUACAUAAGAAGAAGAAAUAGAGCAGUUGCUGGUGGACAGCUGGCGACGGAUGUGAGAGACGAUGGGGGGGGCCAUAUUUUCAAAUCCACAGUGCCAAGCCUGUAUGAGGGGAGGGGGGGGCUGUAAGAGAGUGUAGACUACAGAAAGUUUAUUUUUACAGGUGAGGGCUCAAGAAAUAAUCUCAGUCCCUGUAACUUGUUUUGUCCCUUACCCUGAAAUUUCUCACGUUAGGACAGAGACCACUGUGCCAUACCUGAAGAUGCCAGACUGGACGCGUUCCCCCAGAGAACCACUAACACAAAAAGCUCUUUGAAUUAUGAAGAAUUUAUGAUUGGUCUAUCUAUAUAUUGUAUAUUUAAGUAGUAUUCUGAAGAAUACAAAUGACUAUUCAACAAAUGCAUUGAUUUUAAAUUAGUGCUUUUUAGUAAUAUAUGAUUAUAUAUGUAUAAAUAUAUUGUAGAUGCUUUCUUUUCCUUGGAACAGCUUUGGUGUCGUAUGUCACAGCUGACCAGUGGAUGAAACGGCAAACAAAUACACAGGAAAAAACGUCACCGCAAACGUAGACCAACAGCUGGAGGCAACACUUAGUAGUGCAAUCAUAUUACUAGGAAACAUUCCUCCAGUGUUGCGACGGUAUAACAAAUGUGUAGGCUCAUUUUUGUUGUUGUGUAUUUGUUUGUGUGUGGUUGUUUAACUCUUGUGUGGAGUUAUUACUUAUGACAACAUUGGGCCGUGAGUGAACGCAACCAACUCAAUCAUUUCAUUUCUCAGCCGAUCCAUGACUGUUGUAAAAGUACUGUCAAUAGCAUGGCCUGGCUUACUUUGCUGCAUCUGUAUAUUAUUGUAAUAUUGCAAACAUACUGUAUUUCCGGCUCUUAUGUUUUGUCUUUUUUAAUUAAUGACCUGUAUGAAGUAUGUGAGUGUGACUGCAUUUGCUUUGGUCACGGGCAAAUCGAAACAAACUCAUGGAGACUCAUGAUCCAGUGUGUUUAUUAAUCCUGUGACUGAAACAGAGAAAUGCUUGAUCGGGCUGAGAAGCUUCUCACAAGGUUAUUUUCUUAUUGAUCUGAGCUUUUGUAGCUUAUUGUUGCAGACAGAAUAAUGCUGUGAAGAAUAAAGUGUCAAUCCGAAUCACU